AACUUAUUUCAGAACAAUCAUUUCCUUUUCUUUAAUUUCCCCCCCUUGGAUGCCACAGAGUCCCAGAAUGUUCCAAAAACCAGACAGAUCCUCUAAAAUGUAGCUCCCUUUCGUACCUUUUGAUCAUUGUAAUAAUUCUCUCUUCACCCUCCAUUAGGUGAGAUGUCGGCUUACAAAAACGUUGUUUCCGGGAAGCUAAGAUUAAAGGGCAAAGCUCUAGAUGUGAAAUCUAGCAGGAUAAAAAAGAAAAAGAAACACAAGCAUCAGUAUGAUGUAGUGACUCAAGUGACAGGUGGAAACAACAUGUUGACAACAAACCAACUUGAGGAUGAUACAGACGAUGGCCAUCUUGACACUCAGAGGAAAGAGCAAAGAACCAAGAACAACGAUCAUCUAACACCAGCAGAGAGAAGGUACCUCGAGCGGUGGGAGAAACUUAACAUCAAACGAUUGGCAAAAGAAACCUCGAAAUCCCACCGCGAUAGAAUUCAAGAAUUUAAUCGAAACCUAGCUAAUCUUACCGAGCAUUAUGACAUUCCUAAGGUUGGUCCUGGUUAAGAGAAACCAAUCUUUGGGAACUCCAUGUUUUUCCUCUCAUUUUGUGCAUGCUAUGGAUUGAAUCUUGAAUUCAAGUCAACGUGCACUGUAGCUGAAAACCGUUGCUUGUUCUUGGCCUUGAUGCCUCGUUAAUUUCGAUAUCCCUUGGUUCUUUGAGAAGUCAUAUUCCAAAAAUGUGGCUGCAUUCGUGUCGGAUCCUUCAAAAUUGCACUACUUUUGAAGGAUCCAGCACAUGUCCAAUAACAUUUUUGAAGAGUUCGAGCAACAUUGGUUUUCUUGGGAUUUAAACUAGUUGUGCCAAUAUUUCUGCUAAUACACUUGAUGAUUCCACAUAAUGAGCCAAUAACAGUUCUUAAAGAUGAUUUAGAGGGUGUUUGACCAUGUAUCUUUUUUAAUUUUUUCUGGACUUGAACUCAGAACAACUCAUGAAAAUUCAAUAACAACUCUAAUUUGCAUUGAUGUCUUAA
This is a messenger RNA of Capsicum annuum, 1025 nucleotides long. RefSeq names its product protein FAM32A-like. The coding region runs from base 163 to 558 and encodes 131 amino acids. The record is from RefSeq and is a predicted model, not a curated record. The transcript has 3 exons. NCBI's taxonomy places the organism in Eukaryota, Viridiplantae, Streptophyta, Magnoliopsida, Solanales, Solanaceae. Gene Ontology annotation, cellular component: nucleolus.